AUGUCUGCACCUUCAAUACCUAAUUUGAACUCCCUGCGCCGUGGAGGAUUGCGUGGGCGGGGGCGAUCACGGGGCGGUUCCAGUGUCGAUGUUGGUCCGGCAGGGGCCCGAAGACACAUCAACCACGAUGAGAUUGUGCAAAACACCGAUAAUGACGCCGUUGCCUCUCGACUGAGCGCUAUAGACGCCGGAUACCUCGAAGAUCCAUUUGCCGCACCACUGAGCACUGGAAAUACCGUUUCAAGACGGCUGCCGCUGAUGAAUCGAGGAACCUACGUCAGAACAACAAGCAUUGACCGGAUAGUUGACACCUUUCUGUCUUCUCCUGCCAACACACGCAAGCAAAUCAUCUCGCUGGGGGCAGGGAGUGACACGAGAUACUUUCGGCUUAAGCAGAAGCGGCGGGAACUCGACAUCGUGUACCAUGAACUCGAUUUCGAAGCCAACACCAGAAGAAAGAUCAGCCGAUUACGAUCCCCUGUCUUUGCAGCCAAGGCCAAGGCUCUGGGGGGGGUUGAUCUGCACGCUCCAGAAGUCCAAAUUCUUCAGGACGGAUCGAUGCUGAAGUCGCCACAAUAUUUCAUACAUCCGCAGGACCUCCGACAACUGGCAUAUAAUGAGACACCGUUGGUGGGGGUCGACAAGACCCUACCAACGCUUAUUGUUUCGGAGUGUUGUCUCAUAUACCUCCCUCCUGACGAUGCCGACGCGGUGCUGCAAUACUUCUGUACACUAAUCACCAACCCGACCUCGUUGGCCAUCGUGAUAUACGAGCCUAUUCGUCCAUAUGACUCAUUCGGGAAGACCAUGGUAAGCAAUCUGAUGAGCCGAGGAAUUCAACUGCAGACUCUCGAGAAGUACGCCGGGCUUGAGGAACAAAAAGAGCGGCUAAGAACGUAUGGGUUCGAUGGAGAGGCGGCUGGGCCCGGCGCCGGAAGAGAGGCAUCCGACAUCGACUUCGUUUGGCAACGAUGGAUAGCACCAGAUGAAAAAGAACGAGUCGAUGGAUUGGAAUGGAUGGAUGAGGUGGAAGAGUUUGUGCUCCUCGCGAAGCAUUAUUGCAUAUGUUGGGGCUGGCGUGGAUAUGAGGAGGACUUAUCUUGGAGGGAGUUACUCGGUCCGAAAUAG
Messenger RNA from Rhinocladiella mackenziei CBS 650.93, 1128 nucleotides. RefSeq lists its product as uncharacterized. Bases 1 to 1128 code for a protein of 375 amino acids. Lineage: Eukaryota; Fungi; Ascomycota; Eurotiomycetes; Chaetothyriales; Herpotrichiellaceae. Gene Ontology annotation, molecular function: protein C-terminal leucine carboxyl O-methyltransferase activity. Gene Ontology annotation, biological process: C-terminal protein methylation. The transcript is spliced from 2 exons. The record is from RefSeq and is a predicted model, not a curated record.